AUGCUCAACGUCCUCUUUCACUGCAGUUCUAGCAAGCAGAGCCGCUUUUUCAGCUCCCACAACGGCUCAACAAGCCUCGACAGACACCUCACAUUCUACGGCGCGACCGCGAAGUACAUCUCCAACGAAGCGAUUCCAAAAGACGGCCAGUCUGUUAAACCUGGUGCGACCCUCCAUAAGAUGGUUGACUUUGCCCUGGUCGUUCGACCCGAAAAGGAACUUCAGAAUCUCAUCGACACAUUCUUGGACAAGCAGCCGCACACAAUGGCUACGAUCAACCAAACUAUAUAUGAACCUCUCCGCACCCGACCAGCUCCUAUUUUCAUCGAGAUCAAGACCUCAUCUGGCAACAUGGACACUGCUAACGUUCAGCUUGGCGUCUGGGUCGCUGCGUAG
Molecule: messenger RNA, 396 nt
Organism: Fusarium falciforme
Lineage: Eukaryota; Fungi; Ascomycota; Sordariomycetes; Hypocreales; Nectriaceae
Exons: 2
Coding region: 1-396 (131 amino acids)
Source: RefSeq, a predicted model, not a curated record